UCUCGCCAAGUCUCGCGGAAAAUUGUAUAGCCCUAUUAUCCAGACACUAUUUUAAGUAUUUCAAAGGUUGACACAUUCUGUAAGUAGACAUAUUGCCAUAACAUGUUUUAGGGAGUUGUCUUAGUGUAAAGAACUCUGAAGUAUUUGUUCAUCUCUGCGGAAUCAUGCCGGGAACAUCAUCAUAGAGAUUAAGAGGGAGUUGUCCUAUUGUAUAGAACUCUGAAGUAUUUGGUCAUCUCUGCGGAACCAUGCCGGGAACAUCACCUUAGAGAUUAAAAGAGUUUAGUCUGUGCGAGGAGUGUAGUAGAACAAAGUUAUCCGUGAUGGAGAAUCCUACCACAGAAGAAGAGAACGAGUUGAAGGAAGUUCUCACCAAAGCUGAAUUGCCACAUUUUCUGACAGUCUUUAAGUCCAGUGGAGUAACGUUUGAACUUCUGCCCAAAUUAACCCACGAAGACCUCAAAAGCAUUGGGAUGAAUCUGCUGGUGGAUAGGAUCAAUUUGUUCAAAGCAGUGACAGAUCAUGAAGGAAAUGUAUCGAAAGGUUGCACACCUUCCCCACUGUCAGAAUUGGAAAGCAAUUUUCUGCGUGCCACCCACCUAGCCUACGCCAUUAUACCAAGGGCUAUACGGAUUUUCUUUGAUUCCCGGCAUCCUCCAAUAAACCUGAUUAAACAGCUUGAUUCCAAAGAAGGAGAAUUAAAGUCAUGCAAAGCAGUGUAUCAGGAAAAUUACCCAAUACUUUUUUCGUCAGACGGUUGUACCAUGGUCAAAUCUGAGAACUUCGACUUGACCCUUUUAAUGGCUCUUCUGAGAAAUUUCACGAAAAUUAAAGAACCUGUCACAACGUGGAAUAAGAUGCCAAAACAAGCUGACACGAGUGAGGGAGCUGAUUUAGUCAGGAUACGAUUUCAUCGGAAUGCAUUGGCACACAAUACCAAUGCCACCUUAUCAAACAAAGAAUUCCACGAUAUGUGGAACGAAUUGAAAGAUAAUUCAGGAGGGUGGUGAUGGUGGUGGUGAUUGAUUGAUUGUUUUUACGACUUGUCGAGAAGUUUUCACUCAUCUUGAGACACCAACAUAUUUAGGUGAAGUACCGCAAAUUUAGACAUAUGCAUAACCUCGGGCCCAGUUUCAUAAAACUUUCCUAAGAUAUAUCUUAAGAUAUGUCGUAAGAUAUUCUUAAGUUCUAACUUACGAAUUUCCUAAGAAUAUCUACAACUGUUUCACGAAACGUUCAUAAGAAAUCUCUUUUCCUAAGAUAUAUCUUAAAUCAGUGUUUUCAGAUUUUGCAUUUACAGUUUAAAUACCGGUAGUGAAUGAACGGCUUGUGUAAAUUAAUCAUUGAAAAAGAUAAUUGAUAGAAAACCUUAAUAGAAAUUCAACACAUUUCCAAUAACCGACGGUCUGUCAUGUUUCAAUGAUUUUAUUGUUCAACUCACUAUCCAAUUCAACGAAUAAAUCGAGCCACACAACCCAUGCCGUGCUCGAAAUGUAAACAUGACGCAGUCAGAAAGAAAUCCUAAUAUCUCAACGGCAGAAAUAGAUUUAACUGAGGAGGUAGAAUAAAGAAAAGAAGUGUUAUUUCCAAACAGAACUCCAGCGUUACAAAUUCAGCUAAACAAAUACAAUGGGAAGAAAUUACAGCAAACGUAAACGCAGUUAAUAUCUCCCAUGAAAGGACAGUUGAUGAGCUAAAAAGAAUGUAGUUUUCCCGCGUUUCGAAGAAUAGCGGGAAAACGUUGUAUGAUAGGAACGUGUUCGAAUGCCUAUGCGUAGUAAUACAAGGCGUGGCCAUAGGAAGGCCUAUAUAAAGUGUCGAUAUCAUGAGUAAGGUCAUUCUAAGCCAGUCUCACCAAGUGCACGUAGCACAAUUUUUUAUUAUUAUAUUUAAUUAUGGAUAAGGUCCGAUAUUCACCCUUAGACGUUACAUACAUGUAACACUUGCUUUCGGACACAGGUUUCCAUAGGUUUUUUUUUCAAAUAUUUUAUCUAUGGUUUUUGCUGGGCGGUUUUUAACGUCAAUGAUGGGGGUUUCUUGACAUUUUGUUAUUUGAUUCAGUACUUGCAUAAAUCUUGUUCACGUCAGUUAACAUGCAGUAAAUUUGUUGUAAAGUUAUUAAACGUCGGCUGCCCGACAAGCUUGCCUGACUUACACCAAAGUUGUGUUUGGUUGUCUUGUAUGCAAAAGGAUUGCAUUCACAGAAGUGUAUAUUAUACAUGGAGCUGCUUAACGAGCGAUACGAAAAGGAAUAUAGCGUUGAAUAGACGAGAACAACGAAAAACUGGCGAUGACCCCCUGCCCAGAGAAGUAGAAAUCACUCCAAUAGAGGACAAGCUAUAAUUGGAAACACGUGCGUUUCUGGGAUUUCGGGUGGGGUUGAUACUCGAGAUAAGGAACCUUCAAGUUCCACUAAGCCCUCUACAUCUCCUUCUGGCAUCUUGAUGCAGUUAGGGAUCAUGUUUGAAAGUAAAGAAGAAACGUCUCUAACUAUUCUGGAAACGUUGGACUUACUGAUGCCGUGAAGAGCAGCAGUCACCAAAUGGAAAUUCCCCGUGGCAUAAAACCUGAGGGCAGCCAUGACUUGUAACGAUGUUGGCAAUGAUUGGGACCUACGAGUGGGUCUUUUUUAAAUCGUUUUCCAUCAUUUGGCAUAAGUCGAUGAUCAAAUGAAGUGGUAGUUUAAAUUUUAAAACAAUCUCCAUGUCUUUCAUAUAAUCUAAAGGAUUGUUUCCAUCUCUGAACUGCCUUUCUCGUCUAAGUUGACGACGACACAGCAAAAUAAAGGCCGCCGCCAUAUUUAGUUUGAACUUAAGACACCUACUUACCUUUCGUAAAGUUACGACAGAACUUAUGAAAAUCCUAAGAUACGACACUUUUUGUGAAACGGAUAAGGAAUGAACUUAGGAAAAAUUUAUGUCUUAAGUUAGAUCUUAGUCGUAAUUUAGUUUUGUGAAACUGGCCCCAGGGCCGUAGCAGUGAGGAUUCUUUAUCGUGCCAACACCAGGGGGGGGGGGGUAGGAUAGUAGCAUAUCCCAAACUUAUUAUUUGAAUCAUGGGGAGAACAUAUGGAUUCACUUCAUAAAUUACAUUCGUACCAUUCACUUAUGCCGCCAUAAAAAGUCAGAUGGGGGCUUGGUGGUUGUGUCACGAAAUAUAUAUUUAUUUGUAUAUAUAUAUAAUCGAAAAUUAUGGUUGUUAAAAUGGGGACCAGUCCCCCCCCCUCCCUCAUUCUACGUGCAUGUCUCAGAAGUAUCAAUAUUUCCAUUUACGGAUUAGCAAUGCUGAAGUCGCAGUUCAUUCCAAUAUGGUGCCCAAUAUUUGUAAAAAUAAAUCAUGACAUAAUAACUUUCAUUAGCUGGUAUGUUUUCAUUUUUUGACCCCAUUUUUAUUGAUGAUUUCCGACAAUUUAGUCAUUUUUCUUUACCGAUCGGCGAUUGACUUUCAUAAACUUGAGAACAUUUUUUUAUGUAUGGACACCAACAUUUUAAAAAAGGACUUCCAAAUUCAUACCAAUCACAAGCUUAAAUAGCCUUUUAGCCUUUGUAUGUUACUUUUACGGUAAAAGGAACACAAACCACUUAUCUGUAGCAAAAAUUUCUUCACUUCGAUUAUACUUGCAUAGAAUCAACGUCCAUUUUAAUAGGCUAUGCACUUACACAAAAGUUAGUGUAUUUACGUUAACUACGAUAAACCGGAAAUGAUCAUGCCUAAACAAAGUAUGACGUAAUAGUGACUAAAUGCAGAAUAAACACAGACAUGGAAGAACUCGAAAAUCCCCUAUUGCAUAUUGUGCUAUAUAACUCUGUCACGUGCAGUACAUCCUGUAAUGUUUACAAAUGAAUUGUACUUUUACAUGUUUAAUACAGAGUUUUAAAAGUUUACUUAUCAUUCACUGUAUGUAUAUAUCAUUGAUAAGCCGUUCGUUAAACUCUGAAUAUGACUGCGAACUACUCCUUUUACCCGAUAAAGCGGUAGGGCUUACGGCAAGCUUGACCAGUAACAGGGAAUAUUUACUCCUCUUGGCACUUGAUCUCAAAUCAGGUAUAUCUAGGGGUCUGUGUUUGCCCAACUCUCUAUUUUGUAGUCCUUAUAGGAGUUAUAAGAUUGAUCAUUCUUCGUUAUCUUCACCUUUUCAUAAAUAACGUAAGAAUUUGGAAGAUUUGCUCACUUUUUACUAUUUGAAGAAUCUGUGUACAACAGAUGUUCAAAUAGGCUCCUGGUGAUUGCGGAUUAGCAGCUAAUUGAUAAACUGUUAAAACUGAUAAAUCAUAUAUCUCGUUCGACACCACCGAAAUCUUACACAUAAAAAGGAAUCUGAGGUGCUUGGCUAUUCGUGGAGCAUUCUCUUUUUAUCUUCCAAACCCGAAUAUACAUGUAUUUUGUUUCGUUUGUGUUUUGUGAAUACUUGAUUUAGAGUGUAUCGUGUUAUCUAUUUAUUUUUCUGCUUUUAGUUUAGAAACUUAAUUCAAAUAUCAAAGCAGAAAAUAUGUUUUUUCGGACUGUAAAAUUUAAUUUUAGUUACUUGUAAACCGCCACAGUAGUCUAGAGAUAAAGCGUUCGUCCUGCACGCAUGAGGUUGGGGUUCGAAUUAGUUACUUGUAAUAUCUUAAUUCUUGUAUUUCAAUUGAUUGUAUUUUGCUUACCGUCCCUCUCACGAAUUCUUCACUCAUAUGGAGACGUCACCAAUACCAUUGAAGGGCUUCAAAUUUAGGCCUAUGCUCGGCACUUACGCAGCAUUGAGCAGUGAGUUUUUUUCUAGCGUGCCCCAUUUAUCGGGAUUCGAACCCCGACCUUCAGCAUGCAGAACGCUCUACCUCUAGAACACCGCGGCGGUCUUUGUAUUUUGAACAUAUUCCUAUAUAUUAUACUGUAAAACGAAUAAGAAUAUCAUGUAUGAUAUAUAUUUUUCUUCUUUUAGUAGGAGUGGGGCUGGAGAUAGCACCCCAAUUGAAUUAAUCUAUUUUGAUGAUAUUUUCUCUUUUUGUCAAGUUUAUGGAGCUAAUUAAAACUCCUGUAGCUCUUUUGAUAAAUCGGGAAUCGUGUGGGACUAAUGCUUUUUUUUUUAAUUCAAAGAAUAAAUGUCUGGUU
Ostrea edulis (European flat oyster) is the source of this 5091-nucleotide messenger RNA. RefSeq lists its product as uncharacterized. The record is from RefSeq and is a predicted model, not a curated record. NCBI's taxonomy places the organism in Eukaryota, Metazoa, Mollusca, Bivalvia, Ostreida, Ostreidae. Gene Ontology annotation, molecular function: protein binding. The transcript has 6 exons. Bases 324 to 1010 code for a protein of 228 amino acids.